GUUUAUAGCAAGAUAGAACAUGUUUACUCAAUGAAUGUUGUUGAUGUGAACCUGUAGUUGUUGGAAGUCCUCCAGUGAUUACUACAGAUGGGUUUGAUCAUUCAGGAGGGCUUCAUCUACAGUGUGAAUCUGAAGGUUGGUAUCCUGAACCUGAUCUUGAGUGGCUGGACAGUGAAGGAGUCAGUUUAAGUUCAGAAACUAUAGAGACACACAGAAACACAGACAGAUUCACUGUGAAACACACCAUUACUGUACAUCAGAGUGUCGGCAAGAUUCACUGCAGAGUCAAACUGAAGCAUCACAUGUUGGAGUCACUGAUAAUCACCUCAAGUAAAAUGUUUCAUUCUUGGAGGACAUCAGUAAUCCUGAUUUCAUUUGCAGCUGUGAUCCUUGUGAUUGCCGGAACACUGAUAGUUGUGUUUGUUCAUAAAAACAGAGAAUUAUCUUCAGAACACAAUCAACUAGAGAAUGCCAAGAAAGCAAUACAAUAUGAUCACGAUCAAUUGCAGAAUGAGAAAACGAUGAUACAAGAUGAAUUCAAUCAGCUAAAGGAUGACAAUAAGAAAAUGCAACAAGCAAAUGAACAUCUACAGAACGAGAACAAGAAAAUACAACAUGCACACAAUCAUCUAGAGAAUGAGAAUAGUAGAAUCCAAUAUGAAUCUUCUUCAGAACGUGAAGAACUUUUGAGAAGGCAAAAGAUGAUUAUAACACAAGUGAUCACGCAUUUAAGAACACACUCUGUGGAUGUGAUUCUGGAUGCUGCAACAGCUCAUCCACGUCUCAUAGUGUCUCAGGAUGGGAAACAAAUGCAAGAUGGAAAAACACAAGAAGAAAGAAUGGAUGCAAAUGAAGCACAAUAUGACAAGUUUGAUGAAUAUCUUGGUGUUCUUGGGAAGGAUGGAUUCUCCUCAGGAUGUUUUUACUAUGAGGUGCAAGUGAAGGGACAGACUAAGUGGGAUUUAGGAGUGACCAGAGAAUCUGUCAACAGGAAGGGAUUAACCAGUUUGUGUCCUAUGAAUGGAUACUGGAUAAUCGGUCAAAGAGAUGAGACAUAUUGGGCUUAUGAGUCUCCACGUGUCUUUCUGUCCAUGAGGGAAAAGCCUCAGAGGGUUGGUGUGUUUGUGGAUUAUAAGGAAGGUCUCGUCUCUUUUUAUGAUGUGGAGUCCAUGUCUCAUAUUCACUCUUACAGCAGUCAGUCUUUUAAUGAUAAACUCUAUCCAUUUGUUAGCUUGGGGGAUUUGUGUAAUGAAAACCCCACACCAUUGAUCAUUCCAUGAUGAUUACUAAUGGGAUGAGUGACCAAAUUCAAUACAAAGUGUAAUAGCAAUAAAUAAUGCAAUUUAUUUACAUUACCAUUACAAGAUUUUUAUUGAUCAAAUUAUUAAUCAGUAUUUAACCUCAUAGAUUGUUAGUUAAUUGAAUAAAAUUAUCUACCAUAUACUAG
Molecule: messenger RNA, 1447 nt
Organism: Carassius auratus (goldfish)
Lineage: Eukaryota; Metazoa; Chordata; Actinopteri; Cypriniformes; Cyprinidae
Product: pyrin-like
Exons: 10
Coding region: 303-1280 (325 amino acids)
Molecular function (GO): protein binding
Source: RefSeq, a predicted model, not a curated record